Messenger RNA from Aspergillus pseudonomiae, 826 nucleotides. RefSeq names its product GNAT family N-acetyltransferase. The coding region runs from base 38 to 667 and encodes 209 amino acids. Lineage: Eukaryota; Fungi; Ascomycota; Eurotiomycetes; Eurotiales; Aspergillaceae. The transcript is spliced from 2 exons. The record is from RefSeq and is a predicted model, not a curated record. Gene Ontology annotation, molecular function: acyltransferase activity, transferring groups other than amino-acyl groups.
ACGAACAAGAACCAGAAAAGAAAAGAAAAGAGAAGAAAUGCCCCUAGAAAUCCACCCCGCCACAGCCGCGGACACCCCAACGCUGGCCACCCUCUUUUUCACAACCUUCUCCGACGCCUUCAACACGAAACUCUUCCCGCGCACGCCCGACGUGCACGCCUGGUGGACGCGCGCCCUGGCCAAGGACAUCGGGAACCCGCGCAAACAGCUCCUGAAAGUAGUCGACACGGAGGCUGACGCGGCCAAGAACGAGCCUUCGAUUGUGGGGUUCGCGCUUUGGUCGCUCCCUGCCCCGGAGACCACGACUGGGGCGGCGGAGAUAGAAGAGGAACUGGAGGAUGGGUUGAGUCCGCCGUGGCCGGAGAGCUGUGAUGGGGCGUUUUGUGAGAGGUUCUUUGGGAGGAAUCAUGAGCGCCAGGUGGAGGUUAUGGGGGAUAAGAGGUAUUAUUAUGUGGAUGUUCUAGGGACGCACCCCGCGGCCAGAAGAAGGGGUGUCGCGACGAUGCUUAUCAACUGGGGAUUGGAGAGAGCGAAGGAGGAAGGUCUGGAGGUGUAUUUGUCUGCUACGCAGGAGGGAAGAUUUGUUUAUGAGAAGUUGGGAUUUGAGGCUCGGUCGACGGUGGAGGUGGAUGGGUAUGUACAGGAUUCGAUGGUUUGGGUUCCUUGAUUCUUUUUUCUCCCCUUCCUCUGUGUACAAAAGCUUCCUUGAUAUAUGGGAAGGGGUAUACUUGUUCUGAGAUCCACAGGAGAUGUGUUGAUUAAUUCAGCUGUGCUAACUAUAUAAUUUUUUGUUUGUAUAUGUCAUGCAAGCAGUACACUAUUACGG